UCUGGAUCCACUCUACUGAAAGAUGAGUAACCCGCAGCUACGAUUGCUAAAUCAUGGCUACAUUCAUGGAACGGUUAGCCUUCCUUCAGAAAGUCCCGACUCUGAUGAAGGCGACAGCAGAUGAUGAGAGCCCCUGUCCUGGUUACCUUUUCCAAGAAAUUGGAAAAAUCUCCCACCAGUCUUUGGCGAGUGAUCAGUGUUUGCUAGAGUAUCUGCUAGAGAGGCUUCAAGUCGAGUCCUGUCAUGUCAAACUCAAGGUGCUGAAGAUCUUCGUACAUCUGAGCGGCCAUGGCUCAAAACAUUUCCUCACUGAACUCAGGAGGAAUUCCACCUUCAUUCAGCAAGCAUCAGUUUACAGCGGCCCUCCUGAUCCCAUCCAUGGUACGGCUUUGUAUCAGAAAGUGAGAAACACGGCCCAGGAAGUUGCACGGCUGCUUUUCACAGAUACAAUUUAUGUAAAAAGUGGUGAGCUGCCAUUUAACGUGGCACCCUCAACAAUGGGGAUGGGAUCAGCAGCUUCCCACAGGGUGGGAAUGCAAGGCUUUGGCUACGAUCCAGGGAAGCAAGGGACCGGCAACGUCUCACUUCUGGAUAAGAUCCAGAAAGCUGCAGAGGUAGUAGCCAGUGCUGUCCUUCCCCCGACGGAACACCAGGGAAUCCGUCUCCAUGACAACCACUACCGGCCUGUAGUGGCGCCCUCUGUGCCAAUAGAGGUGGCUGUACCAGCAUGUGCCUACAGUCUGCCUGCUCGCAGACUAAAAGGAGUGACGCAGCGGUGUCCAGGGCAGGUCGGAGGCGGCUGGGAAGAGACUGACAGUGGCAACACCUCUUCUCACAACUCCUCUCAGGACAUCUCCACCAAUAGCAGGGCCUCCGCAGGCAGCAAGUGCACGGGAAGCCAAUCAGGGGCCAGCAGAGAAAGCAGCGGGGACUUAUCGGAGCGGGUGGAAGCUUUGCAGUUGGGGGACUGCGUCCAGGAGAUGGCGCUCAUCAGCAAGCUGACCGAAGGGUCCAGAGUGUUUUUGACCAAUGAGGAGAGCCAGCACUUUAUCAAAGAGUGCUCCACUCUUAACUGUGAGGUUGUGGUGGAGUUGCUCUUGAGCAGGCUACAAGAUCCCGUCAACACUGUUAACAUGAGGGCAUUGUGUGCUGUUGCCUGCCUCAUGACUGCCGACCUCUUGUCUCUGGAGCAAAUUUUUGGAGCGACGCAAAGCAGACUCUGUCAGCUCAGUGAGGGCCCUCCAGGACCUGUGACCAACAAAGCCACAAAGGUGCAAGAGCCAAUCCUGAGACAGUUCAAGGCCCUGAUGGGUGGAGUUCACCAUGUUGCCAAACAGGAUUCUGCCAGUAGCAGUCAUCAAGUCAACCACAUAUCUAACAAAGUUCUUACGUCUACAUUCUCUGGUUCUUUAGAGCCCACGUUCUCUCCUCAUAAUGAUCGUGUCUGUCAGCCAUCCUCGCCAUUCAGUGUGGACAACAGCUGUGAGAAACCUCCCCUGACUGAGCAACAAUUGCUCCUGGCUCCUGUCAGGACUGAUUUGACUUUAGCUACUAAAGAUGAGGAAUGCACACAGCCUUGUGUCAGCAGACUGUCCCUGUUCAGUGGUAUGAUGCUGGUCAACAGGGCCAGGCCUCUGUGCGAGACUACCCGCCUAGACCCAAGCUCACGACAGGACCAUCUGAAGAAGAACCAACCUUACAGUCCUGUUUCAGUUGUGUCUGACAGCAGCCAACAGUCAUCCGCCUUCUCGUUUCUCAACUCUUGACCUCUAGCGAGAUGCUUUGCACCUUUUGAAACUUAAUACAGAGAUGUCAUUUUGAAAAUGUAUUACUGUAUUACGUUAGUGGAACACAGGGGUGGGCAAAAUAUGGCCUGUGGGCACAUUACCAAGUGUCUUGUAAUAUUUGUUACUUUAGUCAUUUUUACCCCUAACAUUUAUUUGGUUGUUAAAAAUUAUUUAUUUAGAUUUUUCAUUUAUUUAUCUAAUAAUUGAUUUGAUUUAUUGUCAAUAAUAAAAUAUUAGAAUCUUUUGCCAGCCACUCUUUUACAUCUAACGUUGAACAUAUAUACAGCCAUUGGCUAGUUAUGAAUAGUAAAAUGAAAAUGACUAGUACUUCAUUAUAAAAAAAAUAUGAUACAUUUAAAUUUUUUCACCUCAUCCACAAAUGACCUGGCUCAUCCGUCUUUUAAAAAUCAAAGGUUUGCCCAACCCUGGUAGAAGUGAAACAUUUGUCUCACGUGGAUGUCUCCUUAUGCAGGAGACAAAGGUGGUCAACUAUGCGCACAUUGUUGUACUCAUCUUUUGGACUUUCUGUCUCCACAGGUAUUGACUGGGUCUGAUGUGGAGAAAGUUUAUCGAGUUGUUUUAUCUCAGGAUUCAUUUUAGGUGACAAAAACAACCUCUGAAACCCAUCGUGAACCUCCAGCUUGCACUUUGGUUUGCACUAAAAUAGCUUUUCUUAAAGACCCGCUAUCCGAGUCAGUUUUCUUCCAGUAUUUCCUAUUACACUCAUGUAAAUGUUUGUGAGGCUAAAAUUAUUGUUUACAGCUUGUCAACUAACACGUGGUGCUAGAGUGCAUGGCUACACAGCUCAAUGUUGGUGUGGCAAACCAACUGUUUAGAGACGUGAUUAGUCAGACAAAGGUACAUUUAGAGUCAGUUUAACAUGUAGAAUAUUUUCAACAAUCGCAAUCUGUCAUGUAAAUAAAUAAAAAGCACAUGCGCUUAAUUUACGGUCUUGAUUUUAUCACACAGUAUAGUUUGCGUGCCCUGUCAUGCUAAAUGAUAAUUUUGAAACCUGCUGGUUUCGGCU
Phycodurus eques (leafy seadragon) is the source of this 2814-nucleotide messenger RNA. RefSeq names its product TEPSIN adaptor related protein complex 4 accessory protein (gene tepsin). Bases 54 to 1766 code for a protein of 570 amino acids. Gene Ontology annotation, cellular component: trans-Golgi network membrane. The record is from RefSeq and is a predicted model, not a curated record. The transcript is spliced from 13 exons. NCBI's taxonomy places the organism in Eukaryota, Metazoa, Chordata, Actinopteri, Syngnathiformes, Syngnathidae.